AUGCGGGACGGACCGCCUUCAGGCGCUGCAGACCCCGUUUUGCCCGCCCACUUGGUCCUCGAUGCUCGAAGGCGAGGCGCCAUCAGGACGAGUCGAACCUUGGGAGACUGUUCCCGCAUCGACAUGUCCAACAUGACUGCAGAGAGUCCGCACUCCAUACCGGAUAAUGACUCUGGAGUACUCGGUACACCUGAGCGACUCCCAUCGCAUCGACUCGAGGCAGCUGAUCGUUGGCGCCUGCAUGCCACCCUUCCUCUUCAAACCUCCGGGUCCGUAUGUAGUACGUGA
This is a messenger RNA of Ustilaginoidea virens, 288 nucleotides long. RefSeq lists its product as uncharacterized. The transcript has a single exon. The coding region runs from base 1 to 288 and encodes 95 amino acids. The record is from RefSeq and is a predicted model, not a curated record. NCBI's taxonomy places the organism in Eukaryota, Fungi, Ascomycota, Sordariomycetes, Hypocreales, Clavicipitaceae.